Molecule: messenger RNA, 969 nt
Organism: Cadophora gregata
Lineage: Eukaryota; Fungi; Ascomycota; Leotiomycetes; Helotiales; Ploettnerulaceae
Exons: 2
Coding region: 1-969 (322 amino acids)
Biological process (GO): deadenylation-dependent decapping of nuclear-transcribed mRNA
Cellular component (GO): P-body; nucleus
Molecular function (GO): RNA 7-methylguanosine cap binding; hydrolase activity
Source: RefSeq, a predicted model, not a curated record
AUGGGUGACUUUGCUUCCAAUCCCGAGUCUCUCAUCCCACUAUUUAAGCUCGACCGAGUCCUCAAACAAGAUGAAGCUGGACGCCGCAGUAUUCUCCUUGGGAAAAUCAACGACAACCCGGCCUUAUUAAUCCUCGAGCGCGCACCAUUUCCCAGCUCAACGACAUACCUCUCCAAGAUACCCUCCACUCUCCAAACUCUCAAGAACCUCGGUGCGAAUGAUGUUUACUUCUGGUAUCUCGCAACCUCGACACCCUAUACAGCUUCCGACAAGCCCGAAAAUUUCGCAGACCUCAAGAUCAAUUUAAUAUAUCCAUGUACGGAACAGCAUAUUAAAAAGUAUUCGAAGCAGGCUGUACGUAUGGUGGUCGAGACACCUCAGAUUUACAGGGAGAAAGUGAAGCCGUACAUGUUAGCCAAAAGAGAGCAGGGCCGUCUCAACUGGGUCUACAAUAUAAUCGAUGGAAAAACCGAAGUCGAGGAUGUGAUUUAUCGUACACCGCAAGGAAGAGAUGGUGAUGAGGGAUUCCUCUUACUGCCAGAUCUGAAUUGGGACCGCAAAACGAUGGAAGGCCUACAUCUUUUGGGACUGGUGGAGAGGAGGGACAUAUGGAGUCUACGAGAUCUGAAAAAGAGACAUCUUCCUUGGCUGAGACACAUGCGGGACAAGUUGGUGGAUGCUACAGUCAAAAUGUACGGUGAUAAGGGUGUGGAAAGAGAUACCCUGAAGCUGUACGUUCACUACCAACCCACAUACUAUCACUUCCAUAUCCACAUUGUUCAUGUGGCACUGGAAGCUGGAGCUACACAAGCUGUAGGCAAAGCAGUCGGACUAGAAACUAUCAUCUCGCAACUCGACACAAUGGGAGGAGAUGAGGAGAGGGGUAUGGAAGAAGCAGAACUUCAUUACACAGUCGGGGAAGCUAGCGAGCUAUGGACGGAGAUAUUUGCGCCCCUGAAAGAGGGCUAG